This is a messenger RNA of Candoia aspera, 1531 nucleotides long. RefSeq names its product intraflagellar transport 46 (gene IFT46). The coding region runs from base 83 to 1258 and encodes 391 amino acids. Lineage: Eukaryota; Metazoa; Chordata; Lepidosauria; Squamata; Candoiidae. Gene Ontology annotation, cellular component: intraciliary transport particle B; centrosome; motile cilium. Gene Ontology annotation, biological process: intraciliary transport; cilium assembly. The record is from RefSeq and is a predicted model, not a curated record. The transcript is spliced from 11 exons.
UCUCGCGAGAGGACAGCCGCCUCCCGUUGUCCUGGAGAUUGACCAGCCGCGGCCCGCUGCUCCCUCAGGCGCCCGACGCAGCAUGAGCGGAGCGCCGCCGCCGCCGGAGCCCGGGCUGCAGACGCGGCUCGUGGAGAACCAGCCCUACGACGAGAGCCUGGACGUGAACGAGACGGAGGACGUCGCCAGCAUCUACGCGCCCAGCCCGCCGCAGCCCGGACCGCGCCCCGCGCGGCCCCCGCGCAAGGACAGCAGCGACGAGGACGACGACGGCGGCGAGGCCGGCGCGGCGGCAGCCCUGAAGGGAGGGAGCUCUCCGCCCCGCGCGCCUGGCUGGGCCCCGGCCGCCGCCCCCGACCGGCCCGCGGGCGCCCUGUUGCAAGCGGAGAAAAAGGGCGGCGGCGCGCUGGGCUCCGGGCGGCGCUUCAGCGGCCACGAGGUGGAGGACGACGACGAGGACUCCUCGGAGACCGACUCGGACGAGGACGAGGACGACGAGGACGACGAGCACGGCGCCCCGCUGGAGGGGGCGUACAACUCCGCCGACUACGACUAUCUGCCGGUUUCUCUGGAGGUGAAGGAGCUGUUCCAGUACAUCAGGAGGUAUUCCUCCCAAAUGAUUGACCUGGAGCACAAGCUGAAGCCUUUCAUCCCGGAUUUUAUUCCCGCGGUGGGAGACAUUGAUGCCUUCUUGAAGGUUCCACGACCCGACGGAAAGUCGGAUAAUCUGGGGUUGUUGGUGCUGGAUGAGCCGUCCACCAAGCAGUCAGAUCCCACCGUGCUUUCCCUGUGGCUUACUGAGAACUCCAAGCAGCACAAUGUGGCCCAGCAAGUGAAAGUAAAGAGCCUUGAGAAUGCGGAGAAGAAUCCCAAAGCUGUCGACAGCUGGAUCGAGAGCAUCAGUGAACUUCACCGCUGCAAGCCUCCAGCCACAGUCCAUUAUGCCAGGCCAAUGCCCGACAUAGAUACUCUGAUGCAAGAAUGGUCUCCAGAGUUUGAAGAGUUACUGGGAAAGGUGAGCCUUCCCACUGCAGACAUCGACUGCAGCUUAGCUGAAUACACAGACGUAAUCUGCGCCAUUCUGGACAUUCCUGUCUACAAGGGCCACAUCCAGCCCCUACAUAUCCUAUUCUCACUCUACUCUGAAUUCAAAAAUUCACAGCAUUUCAAGGCCCUGGCUGAGGGCAAGAAGAUUGCAAGCCCACCCUCCAAUCCACCCUCACAGGUUGGAGAGACAGAUAUGCUGGGCUUCACCUGAGAGACAGAGGCUGCUCUGCCUGGGGAAAUGCUGUGAAAGCUUCCCGGCUCCUGGGCUUAGUCAGAGGGGCAUCUAACAGCACAUCUCCUAGAUUUCCAGCACCCAUUUUCUGGGAGGUUGUUGCUGGCCUGGCUUUCAGGUGACAUUCAGUGUAAGUUUCUGAAAGAAACGGGCAAUAAAGUUUUCCUGUAAGCAUUCGUUCUGUCUCCGAAGGAGAGACGAUGCUGGCAGGGCAAUACUCGAGCACAAACCAUGAGUUGCUUUUGUCAGGAA